Molecule: messenger RNA, 309 nt
Organism: Trichomonas vaginalis G3
Lineage: Eukaryota; Parabasalia; Trichomonadida; Trichomonadidae
Exons: 1
Coding region: 1-309 (102 amino acids)
Source: RefSeq, a predicted model, not a curated record
AUGAUUUACACUGAAGAGAUAGAAAAUGAAGAAGACAGAGAUAUGGUUAUGUUGCAUUUAGUCAGAAGAAACAACAAAAGCUUUUACGACCUUGCUAAGAUUUACAAAUCUGACAGAAAUUGGUUCUAUCGCGAAAACUUACCGAUUUCAAUGACACCAAAUGAAGAUGUUAAACAGAUAGUUCAAGAUACGUUACCUCAAACACACUAUGAUAUGAAAGGUUGUACAAUACUUACAUUCAAAGAAGACUUACCGCUACUGAAGGAAAAGAUAACAGAGUAUUUCGAUAACUUCAAAGAAGAAGAGUAA